Messenger RNA from Eurytemora carolleeae, 1528 nucleotides. RefSeq lists its product as uncharacterized. Gene Ontology annotation, biological process: nucleobase-containing compound metabolic process. Gene Ontology annotation, molecular function: RNA binding; 3'-5' exonuclease activity. The record is from RefSeq and is a predicted model, not a curated record. Bases 38 to 1249 code for a protein of 403 amino acids. The transcript has 13 exons. NCBI's taxonomy places the organism in Eukaryota, Metazoa, Arthropoda, Copepoda, Calanoida, Temoridae.
AAAAUUCUUAUAUUUAUUAAGAUAUUACACCAUUACAAUGGACCAAUCAUCAGUUCUGGAGAUAACUGAGAUUAUUACAAGUACAGUGAGGAGUAGAGAGAUCGUAGAUCAACUGAUCAAAGCAGGUCAACCUAUUGGACUCGACGCAGAAGGGAUUGAACUCGGACCUAAAGGACCGGUCACCUUAGUACAGAUAAGUACCCAAGAAGGUCAGAUUAAACUGUUUGAUGUGAAAUCUAAUCCAUCUUUAUUCCUGGGUGGAGGACUAGCAGGACUUCUACAGUCCAAGGAUAUUGUCAAGGUAAUUCAUGCUUGCAUGCACGAUUCUGGAGCUUUCUACUUCCAGCAUGGAAUUAUUCUACAGAAUGUAUUUGAUACACAGGUUGCGGAUGAAGUUCUACAGAUGAAGAAUAAUAGGAUUCCAUACUACAAGACCUCAAAAAAAUCCUUCAACCAUAUUUGUGAAGUUUUUGAUGUUCCAACCAAUCCCAUCAAGAUGGAGGUGUUGGCUGAGUUCAGGAAGGAUAAGUACUUCUGGGACAGAAGGCCUCUCACCCCUGAUAUGCAGUACUAUGCUGCUUGUGAUGUUAUUCAGCUAGUUCCAAACCUUUAUCAGAAGUUGAAGAGUGCUCUGGAUUUUACCGAUAUGACGCUAUAUGAAGAGAUGGUUGAGGAGACUAUCCAUAUGUACUUCCUCUCUCCCUCUCUAGACCUCAGGGUUCAGAACAGGGAGGCUCCUGUUCUUAUCAGAGCUCUUAUACUACCCGAGAAAGCAGGAUAUGUUAUCGGGAAAGCUGGAGCUACAAUCGACCAAAUCAACGGGGCUGGAGAUAAUGCAGUUAUUCGCUUCGGCAGGGCUUCCCGUAACAAUGGUGUCUUAAGAGUUCUUAACGCUUAUGGGGAAACCUGCCAAGCCACUGUUAAAGUAUUAGAGGCUGGUUUAAGGAAGACGACACCUAGCAGAUCGGAACCAAGAUCUGUCAUGUUUCUGAUGAACAACCAUAUUGUUGACAUUGUCUUUGGACGUGGUGCCGAGAAGAUCCAGGGUAUCUGUGAAACUAAAGAUGUUAAAGUUCUGAUUUCUACCAAUUUUGCACUGCAUUCAGAUGAUAGAGUCAUCAAGAUUGAGGGAAGCUGUGGAAACAUGAUGUCAGCUCUCCAGCAGAUCUACGAUAGAGUUGGAGGGACUAAGGGUAUUGGGAAGAGAUAUGACCCUGAAAUUCAGGAGAUCUGGACUCCAAGAUUCUAGAGGGAGCAAGGAGGAUAGUCGCAGACAUAUGUGUUUUUGUGAUUUUCUCAGCUUAUCUAAAAUGUUGAUGAUUUUUUCAUCUCUGAUGUUUACUUGUGUGCUGUUCCUUUUUCCUUUUUGUGAUAGAUAGAUUUACUACAAUUUCAAAUGUAUCCUACAUUCUCAUUUUGAUUAAUGUGAUAGAUGGAUUGAUGAAAAUUUCAAAUGUAUCCUACAUUCUCAUUUUGAAUAAUGUGAUAGAUGGAUUGAUGAAAAUUUAAAAUGUAUCCUACAUUCUCA